Messenger RNA from Perca fluviatilis (European perch), 993 nucleotides. Its product is annotated as AP-3 complex subunit sigma-1. Gene Ontology annotation, biological process: Golgi to vacuole transport; intracellular protein transport. Lineage: Eukaryota; Metazoa; Chordata; Actinopteri; Perciformes; Percidae. The coding region runs from base 231 to 812 and encodes 193 amino acids. The record is from RefSeq and is a predicted model, not a curated record. The transcript is spliced from 6 exons. Gene Ontology annotation, cellular component: AP-3 adaptor complex; membrane coat; intracellular membrane-bounded organelle.
GGAGGAGGAGAGCAAUGACUGGUCAAUAGAUCCUUUGACGUGGAAUAUUUCCGUAAAGAGACGAUGGAAGAGUAGCGCGUAGCUCCAAGCUAUCCCGUAUUAACCUCAAAUCGAAACGGGAUUUAGCCCUGAAUCCCACUCGGAUCUGGGCUCACGGGAGUUGACAGACAACAGUCUCUCACAGACUGACCCCUUUCUCUUCCCCCGCCUCCCUCCGCUCAGCUACAAUCAUGAUAAAAGCCAUUUUAAUAUUCAACAACCAUGGGAAACCAAGGCUUUCUAAAUUCUACGAGCAUUAUAAUGAAGACACAGAGCAACAGAUCAUCAGGGAAACCUUCCACUUGGUCUCGAAAAGAGAUGAGAACGUCUGUAAUUUCCUAGAAGGUGGAAUGUUGAUUGGAGGAUCAGACUACAAGCUGAUCUACAGACACUACGCCACACUGUACUUUGUGUUUUGUGUGGACUCCUCAGAGAGUGAACUAGGAAUUUUAGACUUAAUCCAGGUAUUUGUGGAAACGCUGGACAAAUGCUUUGAGAACGUCUGUGAGCUCGACUUAAUUUUCCAUGUAGACAAGGUCCACAACAUUCUGGCGGAGAUGGUGAUGGGUGGGAUGGUCCUGGAGACCAACAUGAAUGAAAUCAUCACACAGGUGGAUGCCCAGAACAAGAUGGAGAAGUCCGAGGCCGGUAUUGCAGGAGCGCCUGCUCGUGCCGUAUCAGCUGUAAAGAACAUGAACCUCCCGGAAAUGCCCAGAAACAUCAACAUUGGUGACAUCAGCAUAAAAGUGCCAAAUUUACCCUCCUUCAAAUAGUGGCAGCGAGAUCCUGAAGCUGCAGAUGUCAGCCAAUGUUUACCGUGAUGCAAUCUGUUUACCAAAACCUCAAAUUACUAACUUUUAUCAAAAAUAUACAUCUUGAAGGUACUGUGUGCUUUGACACUCUUUGUUUUGGUGUUAUCUCUUUGUUUUUCCUAUUAAAGAAAAGAAUGUUUUA